Pseudoliparis swirei is the source of this 2648-nucleotide messenger RNA. It is a transcript of the gene ppp1r8b, whose product is annotated as protein phosphatase 1, regulatory subunit 8b. The record is from RefSeq and is a predicted model, not a curated record. Gene Ontology annotation, molecular function: protein binding; mRNA binding; protein serine/threonine phosphatase inhibitor activity. The transcript has 7 exons. The coding region runs from base 26 to 1078 and encodes 350 amino acids. Gene Ontology annotation, cellular component: nuclear speck. NCBI's taxonomy places the organism in Eukaryota, Metazoa, Chordata, Actinopteri, Perciformes, Liparidae.
CUCGGCUAUGAGAAGAUGAGGCAAGAUGGCGACUAAAAUAAGCAAAGAAAGUGCUCCUCCUUUUGAUUGUCCAACAUGGGCAGGCAAGCCGCCUCAGGGGCUCCAUCUAGACGUGAUGAAGGGAGACAAGCUGAUGGAGAAACUGAUCAUAGAUGAAAAGAAGUAUUACUUGUUUGGAAGGAACCCGGACUGGUGUGACUUCACCAUCGACCACCAGUCAUGCUCACGUGUACACUCUGCCCUCGUCUACCAUAAACACCUGAAAAGGCUCUUUCUCAUAGACCUCAACAGCACCCACGGCACUUACCUGGGACACAUCCGUCUGGAGGCACACAAGCCUCAGCAAGUUCCCAUAGACUCGACAGUAUCUUUCGGGGCCUCAACAAGAACCUACACCAUCAGAGAGAAACCCCAAACCCAAGGCACUGCCGGCUCAGGAGACAGUAAGACGGGAGAGGACGAGGAGCUGAAAGGACUGCUUGGGCUUCCAGAGGAAGAGACGGAGCUGGAGAACUUGACAGAGUUCAACACGGCUCACAACAAGCGCAUCAGCUUACUGACUAUUGAGGAGGGUAACCUGGAAAUCCAGAGGCCGAAGAGGAAACGGAGGAACUCCAGGGUUACCUUCAAUGAGGACGACUCCAUCAUUAACCCAGAGGACAUAGACCCCUCGGUGGGACGGUUUAGAAACAUGAUCCAGACGGCUGUCAUCCCCAUCAAGAAACGGAGAUCAGAUGGUCACAGCACUCUUGGUCUCGAUGACCUGACUUCGAAGCGCAUCCACAGCUACAACAUGGGUGGUGGUGGUCUCUAUGGGGACCUGCCUCCCACCAGUCACGAGAACCAGCCAACAGGAGCUCCAGGAGGCGCUGCUCUGCAGGGAGGGCUUCCUCUGCCCUUCCCCAAUCCAGCACCAGAGGUGGACCUGGCCCCAGAGGCCCCCCAGCCCCCCGUCACACUCAAACCCACCCCUGUCACAGCCCCCUACCUACCAGAGACGCACAACGAGCCACGCAAAAAGAAGUAUGCCAAAGAAGCUUGGCCGGGCAAGAAACCCACCCCAUCACUACUUAUCUAACAAUUUCUCAAAGCUGCUGACUCUCAGGUUACCAGCAGAUACAUCAGGGACUGUGGCCUGGCUGAGGUGGAGUCAUUCACAUCUCAAAUGUUCUUUUUUUAUUUGUCGUGUUACUCAUUGUCAUCACAAAAACACAAUUCCUUUGUGGUCUGUCACAAGGUAUUCCCAACAUUGAUUGCUACGUCUGCAGUUGAUAAGUGACAAUAAUACAGCAGAAGCUUGUUGAUUGCAAACACAAUUAAUAUUCAUUUACAAGACUUUGGCAGUUAGCGUUUAAGCCUCAGAGGUGCAGUUGCCUGUUUGUUUGUGAGUGACGGGCGACAUGGAUAUGGCUAUCUUUUGGAUGUUAAGUUGUAUUUAGUUUUUUACGAAUCACUUUUCCAACAUUAUUUUCACUCUAGAAAGUGUUUUGAAAAUGCUGUUAAACAAAUGGUGAACAAAGACUUUUAUAUAAAAUAUUUUACUGUGCGAAAUUAGGAAAGUCAGAGAAUACAGACAUGAAGCAAAACACAGGGCUGCUUUUUAUUUUGAAACCCUCUUGAUAUAAUGUGAAGCCUUUACAUUACAUGUAUUGGACCAAUAUGACAUCAACUCAACUGUUUAGUGUUUGUCCAACAAGCCACUAGAUGGAGACUUGUGCACAAUGGUCAACGUUUUCAUUGAGGUUUCGCUGCAGACUUGCAGGUACUAUAUUGUUUAUGGCCUGUUGCAACAACCUCAACAUUUCAAAGUGAUGAUGCAAACUUCUCGUUACUGAUUCUUCUGCAGAUAAAAGCCACUUGUCCUGUCCAAACAGUAUGUUGACAUCUGUCCGUAAGCUUUUUACAAUACAUAUUGAGUUUUAAAUGGUUUGUAGAAUACUGUAAAUGCAAGAAUUUACAGUUUUCUCUGUUGACAGUUAAUUGGGCUAUUAUGUAGUUUUAAAUUGAAACGGCAGCACAGUAACAAAUACCAACUCCGCGGCACAGAUUUCAAAAAAGGUAGUCAAAACACGAAGGUUGGGAUUUAGUAUGUGUUAUUGGUCAUGUAGCGUGUUAAUGUCAUCCACUUGCAAAAGAUUACAGUGCAGUUUAUCCAGUUAACUGUUCAUAUUUAGUUUGCCCUGAACUGAGAUGUAGGAACCAUCUUUGCACAGUCACAGAAAAUCAUAGUUAUUCAUGUCAAACAGGUGGAACGUGAUGUAAUUGGUUGUAAUUUCCAAGUUUAAAGGUCUCAUGAAAUGGUAUUCUCACUUAAUUGGUGGUAAAUAUGGUUGCGGCCCCUUUUGAGAGAGGUUGUUGUGUGUGUGUGUGGGGGGGGGGCUCAACUAUCAAUCUGCAGAACGAUCAGAUGGCCUGAAUGGUUGAACUUUUAUAGGUCUCUUUUGGUAUAGCAUGAGGUCACCACUAAAGAUGAGCAGGUUUAUGGAUCAGUCAAGUGUUCAUUUCAUGGGAUCUUAUAGGUGAAAGGUUGGAUAUCAGAUCAACAAAAGACGAGGUGUUUCACUUUUACGAACUGCCGGCGACUUUUUGUCCUUGUGGAUUUUGUAAUCAUAUGACUGUAAAUAAAAAAUGAAUUACUUUUGACAAUC